AUGGACAUCACUCAGCGUUUCGUCUCAGUGGCUCAUCCACAAGCAAAUGGCCAAGUGGAAUUAGCUAAUAGAACAAUUUGUGAAGGGAUCAAGAAGAGGCUGAACCAGAGUAGAGGGAAAUGGGUGGAGGAGUUGGACACCGUUCUCUGGGCCUACCGAACUAGCCCAAAGACGGCAACAGACGAGGCACCUUUCACGCUGGUAUAUGGAUCCAACGCAGUGAUACCAGCGGAGGCCAGACUGGAAUCAUACCGUAUCAUCGCCUAUGAUACAGAGCAUAACGCCGAUCUUCGCAGAACAGAGCUCGACCUUGUGGAAGCACAGCGAGAAGAAGCUCAAAUCAGAGCAGCAAAGUAUAAAGGUGUCAUCAAAGCAGGGUACGACAAAAGGGUUAGAGCGCGGAAGCUGGUCAAGGGCGAUUUGGUCCUAAAGAGAGCCGACGCAUUAAGGGCAGUGGGCAAAUUUGAAGCUAACUGGGAAGGACCGUUCAUCGUCACAGAGGUCUUAGGGGGGGAGCAUACAUACUGUCGGAUUCAGAGGGCAGAGCUCUACCUAGGCCAUGGAAUAUAA
Messenger RNA from Salvia miltiorrhiza (redroot sage), 570 nucleotides. RefSeq lists its product as uncharacterized. The record is from RefSeq and is a predicted model, not a curated record. NCBI's taxonomy places the organism in Eukaryota, Viridiplantae, Streptophyta, Magnoliopsida, Lamiales, Lamiaceae. The transcript has a single exon. Gene Ontology annotation, molecular function: nucleic acid binding. The coding region runs from base 1 to 570 and encodes 189 amino acids.